This is a messenger RNA of Felis catus (domestic cat), 4319 nucleotides long. It is a transcript of the gene ZZZ3, whose product is annotated as zinc finger ZZ-type containing 3. The record is from RefSeq and is a predicted model, not a curated record. Gene Ontology annotation, molecular function: zinc ion binding. The transcript has 14 exons. The coding region runs from base 469 to 3180 and encodes 903 amino acids. Lineage: Eukaryota; Metazoa; Chordata; Mammalia; Carnivora; Felidae.
ACCUGGAAGCGCCGCGGCGCCGCUGUCGAGCUUCCUGCGGCGGCCACCCGAGCAAGUGCCGUGGCGGGGGCAGAGAGCGGCCACGGCGGCGGCGCUUCCCCAAGUAGCUCACGGCGCCCUGCCCCGCGCGGAAGAUACCAAGUUGUGCUAGUACAUCCAUAUAAAUAAUUAAUACCUGAAGUCUCAAUGUAACAUGGACAUUAACAGUGAUGACAAAUAAAUACAGACGCUUGGGAAUCAAAUACUAGGCGAAAAACACUUUUAAAAAGGAAUUUAGGAGGUUCUAGUAUUCUCCAUGGCUGAAGCUGAGAGUCUGAAACCCUGAUGCUUAAGCUCUAUUCUAGAUCAUAGCUCCAACUCCUUCAGGAUAUAAGGAAAAGAUAAUAUUUCCACAAUGAUAGAUCUUUGGUUGUUCAGGUUUCCCAAUGAGUGGAUCAUGAUGACCGUAUUGUAGGGACUUGCCAUAGUAUGGCUGCUUCCCGAUCUACUCGUGUUACAAGAUCAACAGUGGGGUUAAACGGCUUGGAUGAAUCUUUUUGUGGUAGAACUUUAAGGAAUCGUAGCAUUGCUCACCCUGAAGAAAUCUCUUCUCAUUCUCAAGUACGAUCAAGAUCACCAAAGAAGAGACCAGAGCCUGUGCAAAUUCAGAAAGGAAAUAAUAAUGGAAGAACUACUGAUUUAAAACAGCAAAGUACUCGAGAAUCAUGGGUAAGCCCUAGGAAAAGAGGACUUUCUUCUUCAGAAAAAGAUAACAUAGAAAGGCAGGCUGUAGAAAAUUGUGAGAGAAGGCAAACAGAACCUGUUUCACCAGUUUUAAAAAGAAUUAAGCGUUGUCUUAGAUCUGAAGCACCAAACAGUUCAGAAGAAGAUUCACCUAUAAAAUCAGACAAGGAGUCGGUAGAAGAGAGGAAUACAGUAGUGGACAAUGAUGCAGAUUUUCAAGGGACUAAACGAGCUUGUCGAUGUCUUAUACUGGAUGAUUGUGAGAAAAGGGAAAUUAAAAAGGUGAAUGUCAGUGAGGAAGGGCCACUUAAUUCUACAGUAGUUGAAGAAAUCGCAGGCUAUUUGGCUGUCAAUGGUGUUGAUGACAGUGAUUCAGCUGUUAUAAACUAUGACGACUGUCAGCCUGAUGGGAACACUAAACAAAAUAGCACUGGUUCGUAUGUGUUACAGGAAAAGUCAGUAGCUGAAAAUGGGGAUUCGGAUACCCACACUUCAAUGUUCCUUGAUAGUAGGAAGGACGACAGUUAUAUAGACCAUAACGUGCCUUGCACAAAUUCAGAAGUGCAGGUCAAGUUGGAGGACCACAAAAUAGUAACUGCCUGCCUGCCUGUGGAACAUGUUAAUCAGCUGACUACUGAGCCAGCUACAGGUCCCUUUUCUGAAAUUCAGUCAUCCUUAAGGGAUUCUGAGGAGGAAGUAGAUGUGGUGGGAGAUAGCAGUGCCUCAAAAGAGCAGUGUAAUGAAAACACCAAUAACGCCCUGGACACGAGUCUUGAGAGUAUGCCAGUCUCUGGAGAACCAGAAUCAUCUUCUGUUCUAGACUGUGUUUCAGCUCAAAUGAUGUCUUUAUCAGAACCUCAAGAACAUCGAUAUACUCUGAGAACUUCACCACGAAGGGCAGCCCCUACCAGAGGUAGUCCCACUAAAAACAAUUCUCCUUGCAGAGAAAAUGGACAAUUUGAGGAGAAUAAUCUUAGUCCCAAUGAAACAAAUGCAACUGUUAGUGAUAAUAGAAGUGAAUCUCCCACAAAUCCUGAUGAAAUUUCUCAGAAUGAAAAAGGAAUAUUUUGUGACUCUGGAAAUUAUGGGAGUGAAGGACUAAGUAAGCCACCCUCAGAGGCAAGACUUAAUAUUGGACAUUUGCCAUCUGCCAAAGAGAGUGCCAAUCCACACAAUACAGAAGAAGAAGAUGAUGAUCCUGAUGUUUAUUACUUUGAAUCAGAUCAUGUGGCACUGAAACACAACAAAGAUUAUCAGAGACUGUUACAGACGAUUGCUGUACUCGAGGCUCAGCGUUCUCAAGCAGUCCAGGACCUUGAAAGUUUAGGCAAACACCAGAAAGAAGCACUAAAAAAUCCCAUUGGAUUUGUGGAGAAACUCCAGAAGAAGGCUGAUAUAGGGCUUCCAUAUCCACAGAGAGUUGUUCAAUUGCCUGAGAUUGUAUGGGACCAAUAUACCAAUAGCCUUGGGAACUUUGAAAGAGAAUUUAAAAAUCGUAAAAGACAUACUAGGAGAGUAAAGCUAGUUUUUGAUAAAGUAGGUUUACCUGCUAGACCAAAAAGUCCUUUAGAUCCUAAGAAGGAUGGAGAGUCCCUUUCAUAUUCUAUGUUGCCUUUGAGUGAUGGUCCAGAAGGCUCAAACAGUCGUCCUCAGAUGAUAAGAGGACGCCUUUGUGAUGAUACCAAACCUGAAACAUUUAACCAACUGUGGACUGUUGAGGAACAGAAAAAGCUUGAACAGCUACUCCUGAAAUACCCUCCUGAAGAAGUAGAAUCUCGACGCUGGCAGAAGAUUGCAGAUGAACUGGGCAAUAGGACAGCAAAGCAGGUUGCCAGCCGAGUGCAGAAGUAUUUCAUAAAACUAACUAAAGCUGGCAUUCCAGUCCCAGGCAGAACACCAAACUUAUAUAUGUACUCCAAAAAGUCUUCCACAAGCAGACGACAGCACCCCCUUAAUAAGCAUCUCUUUAAACCUUCCACUUUCAUGACUUCCCAUGAACCACCAGUGUAUAUGGAUGAAGAUGAUGACCGAUCCUGUUUUCAUAGCCACAUGAACACUGCUAUUGAAGAGGCAUCAGAUGAAGAAAGUAUUCCUAUUAUGUAUAGGAAUUUGCCUGAAUAUAAGGAACUAUUACAGUUUAAAAAGUUAAAGAAGCAGAAACUCCAGCAGAUGCAAGCUGAAAGUGGAUUUGUACAACAUGUGGGCUUCAAGUGCGAUAACUGUGGCAUAGAACCUAUCCAGGGUGUUCGGUGGCACUGCCAGGAUUGUCCUCCAGAAAUGUCUUUGGAUUUCUGUGAUUCUUGUUCAGACUGCCUACAUGAAACAGAUAUUCACAAGGAAGAUCACCAAUUAGAACCUGUUUAUAGGUCAGAGACAUUCUUAGACAGAGACUACUGUGUGUCCCAGGGCACCAGUUAUAAUUACCUUGACCCAAACUACUUUCCAGCAAACAGAUGACAUGGAAGAGAACAUCGUAUACUAGUCCUCUUCAACACAUAGCAAUGGUAUCAUUGUGAAUUAUGUGCACAGUUUGGAAAGAUUCUCUGCUUUCCCUGAAAUGACACUCACAGCAUGACAGCUUCCUGAGUGUUCUUGUCAAGUCCAGCUCUGCACCGUUGUGGCUCUAGAUCACUGUUCAGCAGCCGAGCAUUCCUGGUGAGCAAAGGGUUUCCCUGGUGAAUUUCUCACCACCACCUUAAAGCCUUUUAGGUGGUGAUAUUAAAUGGGUGAGAUGGAAACGAGAGCACACAUUAAAGAGAGUAAAUUCCAAAGGUUUCAAAGAACUCGGUCAUAAAUAGGAUAAUGAGAAGACAAAGUAUUUAUAUUAAAACAGUUUAGUAGCUUUCAGUUUUGUGAAAAUAGUUUUCGGCACAGAAGCUGACUUCUUAGACAAAGUUUUAACCAAUGAUGGUGUUUGCUUCUAGGAUAAACACUUUAAAAGAACUCACUGUCCCAGUGGUGGCCACUGAUGGCCUUUAGUAAAUCGGAGCUGCUUAACCAUAUUGAUGUCUAAUUUCUUUUAACCACAAUGAACUGUCCUUAUUACCAACAGCGAAGCACUACAGGAGGCACUGUGGCAUUGCUUCCUUGACCAGCUCAUGGUGUGUGAAUGUUAUAAAAUUGUCGCUCAGAUAUAUUUUUUAAAUGUAAUGUUAUAUAAGAUGAUCAUGUGAUGUGUACAAACUAUGGUGAAAGUGCCAGUGGUAGUAACUGUGUAAAGUCUCUAAUUCACAACAUUAAUUCCUUUAAAAUACACAGCCUUCUGCCUCUGUAUUUGGAGUUGUCAGUGCAACUCAUCAAAGAAAACUGCCUAAUAUAAAAAUCAUAUAUAUGGUAAUAAUUUCCCUCUUUUGUAGUCUGCACAAGAUCCAUAAAAGAUUGUAUUUUUAUUACUAUUUAAACAAGUGAUUAAAUUUAGUCUGCGCAGUGAGCAAGAGUUCACAUGCAUUCUUUUAUACUGCUGGAUUUUGUUGUGCAUCAUUUAAAACAUUUUGUAUGUUUCUUCUUAUCUGUGUAUACAGUAUGUUCUUGAAUAAUGUUCAUUUGUCAGGAGAACUGUGAGAAAUAAACUAUGUGGAUACUGUCUGUUUAUAUUA